AUGGCAGACGGCACAGAACCCAUCCCCGAGCCUCCAGGCUAUCCCUUGGUGGGCAAUAUCGGCGACAUUGACCCAGAGAACCCCGUCCAGUCCUUCGUCCACCUGUCGGACAAAUACGGUCCCAUCUACCGCCUCCACUUUCCCGGCGGGCGCACAGCUGUCGCUCUCGCAUCACGGGAGCUGAUCAAUGAAGCCUGCGACGAGACUCGCUUCGAGAAGAACAUCGGAGGCGUUCUGGGCGCCCAGAACGAAGAGCCGAACUGGGCUCUUGCCCACAGGGUGCUCAUGCCUGCCUUCGGACCCAUGUCCAUCAAGGGCAUGUUCGACGAGAUGCACGACAUCGCUACGCAGCUGGCCAUGAAGUGGGCUCGCCACGGCCCCGCGACGCCCAUCAUGGUCACAGACGACUUCACCCGGUUGACGCUCGACACGCUGGCCCUGUGCGCCAUGGGCUACCGCUUCAACUCGUACUACCACGACGAGAUGCACCCCUUCAUCCAGGCCAUGGGCGAGUUCCUCCACGAGUCGGGCUCCCGCAGCCGCCGGCCCCCCUUCAUGUCCGUCUUCUAUCGCUCCGUCGACCAGAAGUACUGGGACGACAUUGCGCUCCUGCGCAAGACGGCCGAUGAGGUGCUCCAGGCACGCAAGGAGACCCCGACCGACCGCAGGGACCUGCUCACGGCCAUGCUGGAGGGCAAGGACCCCAAGACCGGCCAGACAAUGAGCGACGCCAGUAUCACAGACAACCUGAUUACCUUCUUGAUUGCUGGCCACGAGACUACCUCGGGUCUCCUCUCCUUUGCCUUUCACCACCUCCUUAAGCAUCCGGAUGCAUAUCUCAAAGCCCAGAGGGAAGUCGACGAGGUCGUCGGCACUGGGCCCAUAAGGGUCGAGCAUUUGGCCAAGCUUCCCUACAUCAAUGCUGUUCUCAGAGAGACGCUGCGAGUCACGUCGACCAUCCCCGUCUUUGGCGUGACGGCCAAGAAGGACGAGAUCAUCGGCGGCAAGUACAAGGUCUUCAAGGGUGAGAACCUGGCUAUGCUUCUGGCCAAGUCGCACGUCGACCCCGCCGUCUUCGGCCCGGACGCCAACGAGUUCAAGCCCGAGCGCAUGCUGGACGAGAACUUUGAGCGGCUCAACAAGGAAUUCCCCAACUGCUGGAAGCCCUUUGGCAACGGCGUGCGGGCCUGCAUCGGCCGGCCGUUUGCCUGGCAAGAGGCCCUGCUCGUCAUGGCCAUGCUGCUGCAGAACUUCAACUUCAGAGCCCACGACACGAGCUACCAGCUGGCCAUCAAGGAGACUCUGACGUGGAAGCCCAAGGACUUUUACAUGCGGGCCACGCUGAGAGAUGGCCUGACCGCGACGACGCUCGAGCAGAGGUUGUCUGGUUCUUCGCCCGCCACUGCCAACAGCAGCAAGUCCAACGGAAGCCAAGCCAGGGCUCCUGCGAAGCCGGCGAAAGGGGGCAAGCCUCUCAGCGUCUACUACGGAUCUAACAGCGGUACCUGCGAGGCUCUGGCGCACAGGCUGGCGGCGGACGCGUCCGCCCACGGCUUCGCGGCCAAGGUGGUCGAUCCCUUGGAUGCCGCCAACCAGAACCUGCCCAAGGACCACCCCGUGGUGAUCAUCACGGCGUCGUACGAGGGGCAGCCUCCUGACAAUGCUGGCAUCUUUGUCAAGUGGAUCGAAGGACUGUCGGGCAAGGAACUGGAGAAUGUGACAUACGCAGUGUUUGGUUGCGGUCACCACGACUGGAACCAGACGUACCACCGCAUCCCCAAACUCGUCGAUUCUACUCUUGAGAAGCUCGGCGCCGGCCGCGUCGCGUCCAUCGGGCUGACAGACGCUGCCCAGGGCGACAUGUUCACCGACUUCGAGACCUGGGAGGACGAGGUGCUCUGGCCCGCCCUCGAGGACAAGUACGGCAUCUCGUCGUCUGCCGACGACGGCGCCGUGCCGGGGCUCGACGUCCAGGUCUCGGCGCCCAGGUCGUCGACGCUGCGCCAAGACGUCAAGGAGGCGUUCGUGGUCGCCACCGAGACGCUGACCUCGCCGGGCACGCCGCCCAAGAAGCACAUGGAGAUCCAGCUGCCCAGCGACCUGACCUACACCUCUGGCGACUACCUCGCCAUCCUGCCGCUGAACCCCAAGGAGAACAUCCAGCGUGCCAUGCGCCUCUUCCACCUGCCGUGGGAUGCGCACAUCACCAUCUCGGCCGAGGGCAGGACGUCGCUCCCGACCAACGUGUCGAUCGCGGCGGUGGAUGUCCUGGGGGCUUAUGUCGAGCUGGCUCAGCCGGCGACUAAGAGGGGCAUCCUGGCUCUCGCCGAGGCCACCAAGGACGAGAGCAUCAAGAAGACUCUUCAAGGUCUUGCCGGCGACGAGUACGCCAGCGAGAUCAGCGCGAAGCGUGUCUCGCUCCUUGACCUGCUCGACCGGUUCAAGGAUAUCAACUUGCCUCUAGGAAACUUCCUCAGUUUGGUCCCGCCCAUGCGCGUCAGGCAAUACAGCAUCUCGUCCUCGCCGCUCUGGAACCCGGGCCACGUCACCCUGACCUACUCGCUGCUCAGCGCGCCCUCGCUGUCGGGCCAGGGCACCUACAUCGGCGUGGCGUCCAACUACCUGGCCUCGCUGGCCGAGGGCGACAAGCUGCACGUCGCGGUGCGGCCCUCGCACGCGGCCUUCCACCUGCCCGCCGACGCCGAGCGCACGCCCGUCAUCUGCAUCGCCGCCGGGUCCGGCUUGGCCCCCUUCCGCGGCUUCGUGCAGGAGCGCGCGGCCAUGCUGGGCGCGGGCCGGCGGCUGGCGCCCGCGCUGCUGUUCUACGGCUGCCGCGACCCGGAGGCGGACGACCUGUACCGCGACGAGUUCGACCGGUGGGAGCGGAUGGGCGCCGUGGACGUGCGCAGGGCGUACUCGCGCAGGACCGGGGCGGAGGAGGGCAGGGGUUGCAGGCACGUGCAGGACCGGCUCUGGGAGGACAGGGCCGAGGUCAUGGAGCUGUGGGACCGCGGGGCCAAGAUCUUUGUCUGCGGGUCGAGGGGCGUGGGCGAGGGCGUCAAGAAGGCGGCGCUCAAGAUCCGGCGGGAGAUGGUCGAGCGGGACGGCGGGGAGGCGGUCUCGGACAAGGAGAUCGCGUCGUGGUUUGAGAGCAUGCGGAACGAGAGGUAUGCUACUGAUGUGUUUGACUAG
Molecule: messenger RNA, 3192 nt
Organism: Thyridium curvatum
Lineage: Eukaryota; Fungi; Ascomycota; Sordariomycetes; Thyridiales; Thyridiaceae
Exons: 7
Coding region: 1-3192 (1063 amino acids)
Cellular component (GO): cytosol
Molecular function (GO): NADPH-hemoprotein reductase activity; aromatase activity; heme binding
Source: RefSeq, a predicted model, not a curated record